AUGGCUUCGCGUCUGGUUAAGAGCGCCAUUGGUGCUACCCGGCUUAGGCCGACCCUCCCUACGCGCAACGUCGCUGCCAUUGCCAACCUCUCCGCGACCCGUUCUGCUUCCAAUGUCCCUACCGAAGACCCCAAGCAGAAGGCUCAGUCCAUCCUUGACUCUCUCCCCGGCAACUCCCUUGUGUCCAAGACCGCCGUUCUUUCCGCCGCCGCCGGUCUCUCCAUUGCCGCCAUCAGCAACGAGCUUUAUGUUAUGAACGAGGAAACCGUUGCUGCUUUCUGUCUGCUCAGUGUUUUUACUGCUGUAGCUAAGUACGGUGGCCCUGCCUACAAAGAGUGGGCUGAGGGUCAGGUUCAGAAGCACAAGGACAUCCUGAACGCCGCCCGUGCCGACCACACCAACGCCGUCAAGCAGCGCAUGGACAGCGUUAAGGAGCUUUCCAGCGUUGUUGAGCUCACCAAGCAGCUCUUCGCUGUUUCCAAGGAAACCGCCCAGCUUGAGGCUCAGGCCUACGAGCUCGAGCAGCGUACUGCCCUGGCUGCUGAGGCCAAGCAGGUCCUUGACUCGUGGGUGCGUUACGAAGGCCAGGUCAAGCAGCGCCAGCAGCGUGAGCUUGCUGAGAGCGUUAUUGGCAAGAUCACCAAGGAGCUCGAGAACCCUAAGGUUCUCCAGCAGAUCCUCCAGCAGAGCGUUGCCGAUGUGGAGCGCAUCAUGUCCACCAAGGCCCAGUAA
This is a messenger RNA of Aspergillus ochraceoroseus IBT 24754, 732 nucleotides long. It is a transcript of the gene atp4, whose product is annotated as F1F0 ATP synthase subunit 4. The transcript has 4 exons. The record is from RefSeq and is a predicted model, not a curated record. Gene Ontology annotation, biological process: proton motive force-driven ATP synthesis. Gene Ontology annotation, molecular function: proton transmembrane transporter activity. Bases 1 to 732 code for a protein of 243 amino acids. Lineage: Eukaryota; Fungi; Ascomycota; Eurotiomycetes; Eurotiales; Aspergillaceae.